Messenger RNA from Aphis gossypii (cotton aphid), 2667 nucleotides. RefSeq lists its product as uncharacterized. The transcript has 9 exons. Gene Ontology annotation, biological process: regulation of transcription by RNA polymerase II. Gene Ontology annotation, cellular component: nucleus. Lineage: Eukaryota; Metazoa; Arthropoda; Insecta; Hemiptera; Aphididae. The record is from RefSeq and is a predicted model, not a curated record. Bases 1 to 2196 code for a protein of 731 amino acids. Gene Ontology annotation, molecular function: RNA polymerase II transcription regulatory region sequence-specific DNA binding; DNA-binding transcription factor activity, RNA polymerase II-specific.
AUGAAGGUAAACAAUAACAUGCACAACACAAGGGAAGUGAGCAGGACACCAAACAGUAAACACACACAGGAGCGUGAAGCACCGCCAACACCAAAACACGGACUGCCGCCUGCCGGUAAAAGGCUCAAAGCACUACCACUACGUUUGAGCGGCGGGCGCGGUGAUGGACGGGUUCACAGUGUGGCCACCAGCACGAUCAAUAUUGAUUGUAACCUGCAGUAUAAUAUGGGAAAAGUUAGAAAUUUCAAACAACAACCACCACCACAACAACAACAACCAUCAUCACCUCAGAAACAACAGAAACAACAUCAGUUAACAAUGCCUCUUGUAAAUAAUAAUGUAACAACACCAGUUUUAUGCUUGGACCAUUCUACGGUAUCUGAUAAUUGUGAUUCUAAAAAUAUUAAAAAUCUGAACAUUUUAAGAUUGAAUAAAGUUAUUGAAAAUGGAAUGAUAAAGAUAGUAAAUAUACCAGCGGAUAUAAAUUCAAUACCUGAAGUUUUGCCCCAAAAAUCUAAAAAAAGAUCUAUGGAGUAUCCUGAUGCCUCUUUUGUAGCUAUGAAAUCUGCUCGUAUUGAAAGAUCUCAACCAUCAGAUCCUAUUGUUAUUACAGUUCCUGAUAGUGCACAAAUGGCAGAAAGUAGUACACCAUUAUCGUUAACCAUUAAUAAUGAAUUUAUUAUGAUUGAUGAUAUGAAUCAUGGACCUGAUCAUUUCAAAUGCUAUUUAUGCAAUUUGAAUAUUGUACCAUCUCGGCGCGCUAUCAUACAUCAUAUGAAACUAAGUCAUAAAAUUACAAAUUUAGUUUUUGUAACAGUACGUCCUAAUUUAACCGAUUGGAAUAAAGACGAGCAUAAAGACAUGCAUAAAGACAUGCAUAAAGACAUGCAUAAAGACGACCAUAAGAAACAAAAAAAUAAUGUGAAUUGUAAAGAAAUCUUAUGCGAUAAAAGAAUGGAAAAACAACCAAAUAAUACAAAAUAUAACUUAGUCAAUUCUUUAAUGCCCCGACAAAAUAAACACAAUAGUACAAGCUUAAAAAGAAAACGUUCUUCUGAUUUUGGCAACCAGGAAGGACGACCACUAAAAAUAAAACCAAUAAUUAAAGAAAAAAUAAAAAACCUGUACUUUUCUCCUAAUACUAUUGAAAGCAUUCCUAAGUCACAUAUAUUUUCGGAUCCGAUUAGCUGUUCAUUAUGUACAUAUAAAACAAAGGUGCGGUCCAAUCUAGUUAUACAUUUGAAUGCACAUGAAAAAGGACUAGAUUAUACUACUAAGGAAAUUGUUAAUCCUGUACUUUCUAUUGGAAAGUCUGAACUUAUGUCUGACAAGAUGAUAAAUCUUUCUGCGAGUUCAUUUGAUGCUAUGAAAACUGAAGAGAUGAAAAAAACUGAACUUGAUAAAAAUAACGUUGAAGUAGCCACAAAUGACAGAGGUAGAAGCAAAGUUCCAUCUAUUGUGCCUCAAUGGAUAUGCAAUAUAUGCUCUACUGGCUUAAGAUAUACAGAAAAUGAGAUAACAUCACAUAUUUUAAAGGCCCAUAAAAUAUCAAAUAUGUUUAAAUGUCCUAUGUGUAAAUUUGAAAACAAAGACGAUAAUGCUAGUAUAUUUAAAGAACAUUAUAAGUCGGAACAUCCUUCAGUAGCAGUACAGUGCUUAAGAGUAUUUGAAAUGAUUACUGAUAAAGAAGAAUGGCACAAACCUUUGAGGGAUGCAGAAAACUAUUUAGAACAAAUAGCUUUAGAUAGUAUUGACACUAAAAUUGUGCCUCCUAAUUGUAGAGGAAUUCCGAUUGAAUCAACAUCAUUGACAAUGAUUAAUAAAUGUCGUGGUACACCUAAUAAACAGAAAAUGAUAAAAGAUAUUUUUAAUACGAAUGAUAAGCUAGGAGGGAUAUCUUCAAAUGGUCGACACUUUGUAUGUCCAAAAUGCGAAGUAUUUAAAACUAUUAAUGUUGAACUUUUUCGCGAACACUUGUAUAAAGAAGUUAAUUAUAAAACAUGGAAAUGCUUGAAAUGUUUUAAAAUAUCCGAUUCUUCUAAAAAAAUGGCGUGGCAUGUAAAGAAACAUGGAGUUGGAAACGCGUAUAUAAAAAUUGAAGAUGAGGAUAAAUUGAGAUGGGUUGAUAGAGUUAUUGAACACCAGCAUUUGUUAUUGACUGCAUUUAAGCAAGAAAAGCAGCGAAACGUCAUAUAAAAAAUAUUGAGACGUAUAAAUCUGUAAUACCUAGUUAAUUAUAAAAAAAAAUAAAAAAAAAUAAAAAAAAAUAAAAAAUAAAAAAAAAUAAAAAAAAAUAAAAAAAACAAAAAAAAAUAAAACAAAAUAAUAAUAAAAAGACAUCAAAUUCCCCACAUAAAGUUAGUAUAAAUAGUAUUUACGUAAUAUAAAUAAAGUAAUAAAUAUACACGAUAAAAAGCAUCCAUUCACCAUUUUUGAAAUGUAUGAAACUAUAUAUUUUGAUGACCAUUUUCAUGCCUUCAAUGUUGUUAAGACAAACAAUUUAAUAUGUAUUUCUUUGGAACAAUUGGGUAGUAUAUUUCCUACUCAUUCUGUAAACAUAUCCGGAUUAACAUUCAUACCAACAAAAUAAAAUAUGUAUGUUGUAUUUUUUUAUCAUUAUUAAAUUCCUACUCGUAAUAAUUAUUAUAAAUGUACCAAUGUAUAAAA